Blepharisma stoltei is the source of this 1278-nucleotide messenger RNA. The record is from the annotation of a GenBank genome assembly. Lineage: Eukaryota; Ciliophora; Heterotrichea; Heterotrichida; Blepharismidae.
AUGGUAGACACUGAGCUAAGGUUUGCAAAACUAUGUAAAAUGAUAAACUCACCAGCUGACCACAGUAAGCAUAAUGCGAUUGCUUAUUCUGAAGCAUGCAAGCGUGCUGUCGAAGAGCUGCAUAAAUCUUUAAGUGAAGAAGAAAGCACAAAUUUACAGUUAAAACGAUAUUGAUUACAGCAAAAAGAAAAAGCAGAAAGAGAGAAAAAACGCCAGCAAGACCUUCGUAUAGAAAAUAUGUUAUUCUUUAUAUAAAUAAUCAGCAUAAAAGGCUGUUAAAGUCAUUUUUUAUUUUUUAAUUGGGAUUACUUAUUAAAUUUAUUUCAAUUUAGAGCAUUCUUUAUCAUCUAAAAUAUUUAUUAAAGGACAAAUUAGAGAAAAAAGGCAGAGCAUUAAGAACGAAUCUAAUUGGGAAUCCCCAGAUAUUACAAGAAGUUAUGGGUCAGCAAAAUCGAUUGAAAAUUCAAUGGAAAAAUCCAUUAAUGAGAAAAAAUAUGAAUUUAAAAACCAAUUAGACGCUCAAAUCCAGGAAAAUCAUAAACUUAUGAAAGAGAAAAAGGCUAAAGAAGAAGUAAUGGACAAGUUUAUGCUGGAAAACGCCUUAUUUUCUUUACUUCCAACUUUAGGUAAUUUAAUGUUUUAGUUUGUUAAUAGUUGGUAAAUUUAUAAUAAUUAUUAAUUUCCUAUAAAAAAUAAUUUUUUAUUUAGAAUAUUUGAAGGUCUUAGAAAACAAAGAAUUAGAAAUAAUUUUAUUUUAUUUAUAUAAAUUAUUAUGAGGUUCAGGCUCAAAUUAACACAAGGCCAGCAGAGCUUGACUUAUAAAAUACUCCUAUAAAUUUUUUUUUAAAGACAUCUUUAAGUUUUGUUUGUUAUUAAAUAAGAAAGAUAGAAAAAGACUUAAAACUCAAAGAAAUGCAAAAACAGAAGCUUCAAAACCAGCUAAAAGAAUCCUGAGCUUUAUCAUCUCAAGUUAAAAAGCUUAAUAAAGGCAUAAACCAGCUAAGAAAUCUUAAAUAUUUCACAAUUGUUGACGAUCUCCAUCCUUCAAAAAAAUUUGUUCGAGAGAAAAUCAAUCAAAGCCAAAUCAGCAAAUCUGUAGCAUCCGAAAGACUUGAAUUUUUGCUGCACAAGGAAAAGAAAAUUAAAAAAGAAAAGAAAAGGCUCAAUCAUUAUUUAGAAUCAAGAAGGAGGUCAUUAAAAAGCGAAUUAAAUGGAAGCCCAUUGACCAUACCUGAUAUAAGAAAAGGCCGAGCAUUAUCUACAGCAAAAGAAUAUUAA